CUCUGCAUAAAGUUUCAAUUUUUAGUUUUUACUCUGUUUUGCAUUGUUUAAUGUGUUUCUGACUUUUUUUUUCUUGAUAUAUUUCAGGGGAAUGUUCUUUAGUGGAGUGAACUUUUGAGAGAAUUCACUUUUUUCCUCUGCAUUUUGGCUCUGCAAAUUUUUGUGUUUCUCAAGGGGUAGUUUAGAGGAAAAAAAGAGUAUAUAGCAUGGGUUCAGAUUUCGUAGAUGAGAUAGAUUGUAGCAGCUUCUUUGACCAUAUGGAAGAUUUGAUUGAGUUUUCCCCAGAGAAUGAGUGUGGUGGCCUUGACUCUGCUGAUUUUAAGGAUUUUCCAGGCAUUUGGAAUGACCCCUUACCGGAUUCCGACCCACUUUUCUCCAGCAGCCACAACAAUUCAGCUUCCGACUUCUCAGCCGAGCUCUCAGUUCCGUACGAGGAUAUCAUUCAACUCGAAUGGCUUUCAACAUUUGUGGAGGAUUCCUUCUCUUGUGAAGGAUUGACACUGGGGAAAGAACAUUUGCCUGUCAACAAGGAGCCAUCUGAAAAUAGCAAAUUCCUCACCUCGAGUCCUGUUUCCGUGCUCGAGAGCAGUAGCAGCAGCAGCUCAUCCUCAUCAAGCUCGGGUCCGGGGAAGAAGAUUCCUCCUCUUAGUCCAUGCCACCGGGGUCCACAACGUGCUCGGAGCAAACGUCCUCGCCCGACAACUUUUAAUCCCCGGCCAGCAAAUCAACUCAUGUCUCCAACAUCAGUACUUCCUGAGCGAUUCGUUGCACCUGGAAGUAACUCAUUGGGAUCUGAGAAUUUCGCAGAGUCUCCAAUGAAGAAGAAAAAGAGAAUCAAAUUUUCCUUUCCUUUAGCUCCAACCGAGACGAAUCAGGAUUACCAGCCGGCCACACAAGCAGUUAGGAAAUGCUUGCAUUGCGAGAUAACAAAGACGCCUCAAUGGAGGGCUGGUCCAAUGGGACCGAAAACCCUCUGCAACGCCUGUGGCGUUCGCUACAAGAAAGGCCGGCUCUACCCCGAGUACAGGCCCGCUGCAAGUCCUACAUUCGUUCCGUCCUUGCACUCAAACUCUCACAAGAAGGUCCUGGAAAUGAGAAGCAGUGUCUUCCCCGAGGAUAUGCACGACCAGCAGUCUGGGCCGGGCUCCAACUCUCACAAGAAGGUCCUUGAAAUGAGAAGCAACAUCUUCCCCGAGGAUAUGAAACGAUCCGGUCCGGGUCCAGCUCCCCCCCUUAGCCUUGGCCUGCCCGAGAACAGCACCACAGCUAGUACUCCAACCGCGCAAUCAGAUGUCAACCCCGAGUAACAAAGCCUCAUUGGGAGCAGAGAACAGUUUUCCCUAGUCCUCAUUUCAGGUCUUAGUUUUAUUUGCUUACUGUUUUUUCAUUGCUUUGUUCAUUGGUUCUUUGUACAAAGGAGGGGCAUAGAGAAGUAAUAGAUGACCAUAUUUUAGGUGGUAGUUAAAGUUAGAGAUAAAAAUGGAGUCAGGCUAGGCAGCAGUAGUGUUAUCUAGGAAUAGAUUUGGAGUCAGCGUCAGUGAUUUCUUUGUUGAACUUAUGGCCUUUCUUUUUCCCAUCCUUAGAUGGGAAUUCUUUUUGCAGUUAAUUUGUCUUUAGGAUAUAUUCUUGAAUGAGUAAUGGUUUGAAGCA
Molecule: messenger RNA, 1650 nt
Organism: Lycium ferocissimum
Lineage: Eukaryota; Viridiplantae; Streptophyta; Magnoliopsida; Solanales; Solanaceae
Product: GATA transcription factor 8-like
Exons: 3
Coding region: 207-1307 (366 amino acids)
Biological process (GO): positive regulation of DNA-templated transcription
Cellular component (GO): nucleus
Molecular function (GO): sequence-specific DNA binding; zinc ion binding
Source: RefSeq, a predicted model, not a curated record